This is a messenger RNA of Kickxella alabastrina, 1340 nucleotides long. Its product is annotated as ribonuclease P 40kDa subunit-domain-containing protein. Lineage: Eukaryota; Fungi; Kickxellomycota; Kickxellomycetes; Kickxellales; Kickxellaceae. The record is from RefSeq and is a predicted model, not a curated record. Bases 142 to 1299 code for a protein of 385 amino acids. The transcript has 2 exons. Gene Ontology annotation, molecular function: ribonuclease P activity; ribonuclease MRP activity. Gene Ontology annotation, biological process: tRNA 3'-end processing; tRNA 5'-leader removal; endonucleolytic cleavage in ITS1 to separate SSU-rRNA from 5.8S rRNA and LSU-rRNA from tricistronic rRNA transcript (SSU-rRNA, 5.8S rRNA, LSU-rRNA). Gene Ontology annotation, cellular component: multimeric ribonuclease P complex; ribonuclease MRP complex.
UAAAUUUUGAUAAUUUUUUAUCCCAAACCCGAUCUCACUUUCUCUCCGUCUCUCGAUCUCUAUCGAAAACAUUAAGCAUCUUUACCACCAGCCCUCAUUCUAUUGCUUUUCUAUUCAAGCAACCAAAGCGGGGGAAAUAAGAUGAGCAGCCACAUUCCGCUUCCCAAGGACAAACACAGCAAGAGCAAACUCUACGUGACACUCUCCUCGCUGAGUUCCAAAAAGAGAGAGCACACGAAAUGCAUCGAAACGCACCCCUUCAACUACCGGCUCACCAUACUCUCCACCGCACCCACCCUCCUUCCACUCCUCAAAUCACACCUAGGAUCCUACUACAGGGUGUCAAUGAAGCUAACAGACCUGAUAAACCCCGACUUUAUCGCAACCUACAUUAAACAGAACUCCCUUGUGGCACUCAGCCUGGACAACCGCCUCGACACAGGCGACGUGUUUGCUGUGGACGGGAAUGGGAUUCUGGUGCUGAGCCUGUGCAAGGAUACGUAUGAGGAACUGGGGUUGGUCGGCGAUGCUGCGCAGUUUCCGUUGGAGCGCGGCGCCAGGCAUAUUGUCAGGGUGGAUUUGCGGUCUGACGUGAUGGUGCCCGAGAAGAAGUAUUACCAGCGGGUGAAAAAGUGCUUUGAGAGGACGUUUACUCGCGAAGUGCGGUUUGUCAUUGGGUGGUAUGAUUCGGAGACUGGUGGUGCGCUGAACUUUGAUCCGACGUUUGACGAGGAGCAUCAGUUGCGGGAUGUCUGGGUUCCGGAUGUGUGCGAUCUCCAGGACGUCCAGGAGGCUCGGAAUACCGCUGGCUCUGGCAGUGGCGUGUCGGAUGUGUGGACGGAGCGUGCAACGGAUGUGUUUGAGUGGAUCGGCAUGGUGUCGAGUGCCGAGGCAGGAGCAGGAGCAGGCGCAGGAGUGCUGCAGCGGAUCCUUUCCGCUAACGACGGUAGCAGCAGCAGCAGCAAUGAGCAAGAUAUUUGCACUUACAGCGUAUCAGAACCGCGCAAGAGUCUAACUCUUAAUUCUGUGAGCGUCAGCGGCCUGCUCUCGGCCAAGGCUAUCUCUCGCCUAUCCGCCGCCGCCCUCCACCACCUCGCUGGCCAACAGCAGCAAGAACAACAGGCCAGCUCCCCACUGUUUCUCUGUGUCUGGGGCCACGAAGACGCGCCCGUUUCAUGGUCUGCCAGCGAGCAUGGGUUCCUGACGAGCGGCGAAAAUAUGUACGCGCAAGUGUAUGACCCUAACACUGACAAAUGCAUGACCUUCCAAGCCUGCGGUCCCUGGGACUCUCACUCUUGAAAAGUAUACACAAUAUAAGCAAUAUAUUAUUUGAAAACAUU